UCAUUAUGAAACAAGAGGAGAUGCCUCCUGUGAUUUCGUCAGCCGAAUCCUUGGUCCUCAGUGCUUCUUCUUCGUCUUCAGUUAACGGACGUUCUCCAGACCAUUCCCAGGUUAUUUCUGGGGAUUUAAAUUGGGAAGAUGAGGAUGGCUAUGCUGCUGAUUUUGAAGAGGUCCAUGAAUUACUAGAUGAGGAUGUAGGGUUCCAAUCGGGCGUGGACGAGGAAUCAAAUGCUGCGCAGGAGUUCGAAGGAAACCAUGUUCUUCCUGUGGUUGCACCUCGUUUUGUAAUUGUGCAGGAAGAAGAAGCUGUUGUAGGAGAUAACUUUGCACAUCAGGCGGAUGCCAAUCUUGGUGAAGAUUUGAAUGAAUAGCAGCGUGGGCACAUAUCGGAUGAAGGUUCUAGCAACGAACGUCCAGCUACUAUCAAACUCGGACAGAAAGAUGGUACUCAGCUUGAAGAUGGAGUAGAGAAGAAGAGGAGGAAGUUGGAGUAGUUUGCCUUCAAAUGGAAUCUCUAUUUUGUUGCUUAAUUAUGUAUGUACCUCUAAAGUAAGGGUUCGAUUAUUAGGUAGGUACAAGUACGUAGAUGUUU
Molecule: messenger RNA, 592 nt
Organism: Brachypodium distachyon (stiff brome)
Lineage: Eukaryota; Viridiplantae; Streptophyta; Magnoliopsida; Poales; Poaceae
Exons: 3
Coding region: 6-371 (121 amino acids)
Source: RefSeq, a predicted model, not a curated record